CAGAAGGACAUCACUCGCUGUGAGGGACGGACGGACGCUCAGCUGGGGCUCUGCCUGACGGCCGGCGGCUUCUCCUCCUGCUAAUUUUGUUACAGAUGAACUUAGCUCUGAUCCACGACCGUCUGUACAUCAAGUCGUUCUGGGAGAACCGGAUCAGCGCCGAUAACCAGAAUGCUGAGAGCGAAGAGAACAGGAUGAACAAGAGCGCCCUGAAAAAGCUGAGGGGGGAAUGGGUCGUCCGUCUGGAGAACCGGAACAAACACCUGAAGAAGCUCAACGACGGCUUCGUCCGGAAGGCGAAGACGGAGAAGUCAGCUGACCAGACAUGAGCCAAUCAGAGGGCAGCAGGAGCGACGGACGAGUUUCAGUGUUUAGACUCAUAAAAUGUUUAUGAAUAAAAUAUUUGGUUCUGAUU
Messenger RNA from Poecilia reticulata (guppy), 415 nucleotides. RefSeq names its product family with sequence similarity 240 member A (gene fam240a). NCBI's taxonomy places the organism in Eukaryota, Metazoa, Chordata, Actinopteri, Cyprinodontiformes, Poeciliidae. The record is from RefSeq and is a predicted model, not a curated record.